AUUUCCUUUCAGGCUCCAAUUAACAUACAAAGCCUGAUUUUUUUUUUUCAAGUUUCUGCAUAGAUUUGUCUUUGUAGCUCAACUCCCCACCAAGUUCCCAAAUGGCACCCCAAGCUGAAGUGCAACAACAAGAAAUCAUUUACCGAUCAAAGCUUCCCGAUAUCUAUAUCCCUAAGCACCUUCCUUUACAUUCAUAUUGUUUCCAGAAUCUGUCCAACGUUGCCUCCAAGCCCUGUUUGAUCAAUGGAACCACGGGCAAAGUCUACACUUACGAAGAAGUUGAACUCACUGCUCGCCGAGUCGCUUCGGGGCUUAACAAGCUCGGCAUCCAACAACGCCAAGUGAUCAUGCUUUUGUUACCCAACACUCCGGAGUUCGUCCUCUCUUUCCUUGGCGCUUCGUUCCGUGGCGCCAUUGCGACGGCGGCUAAUCCUUUCUUCACCCCGGCGGAGAUAUCGAAGCAGGCGAAAGCCUCGAACGCUAGGCUUAUCAUCACGCUAGCCAGCUACGUUGACAAAGUAAAGGAAUUCGCACAAGACAACGAUGUCAAGAUCGUAUGCAUUGACUCAGUCCCGGAGGGCUGUUUACACUUCUCCGAGUUAACCCAAGCCGACGAGAACGAUCUGCCUGAAGUCGAUAUCGUCCCCGACGACGUCGUAGCGCUUCCUUAUUCGUCGGGAACCACGGGGCUCCCCAAAGGGGUGAUGUUAACGCACAAAGGUUUGGUCACGAGCGUGGCGCAACAGGUUGACGGAGAAAACCCAAAUUUGUAUUUCCAUAGCGAAGAUGUGAUCUUAUGUACUUUGCCCAUGUUCCAUAUUUAUGCCCUGAACUCGAUCAUGCUCUGUGGGAUACGUGUUGGGGCUGCGAUUUUGAUCAUGCAGAAGUUCGACAUCGGGCUACUGUUGGAGCUAAUACAGAAAUACAAAGUAACCAUUGCUCCGAUUGUGCCACCGAUAGUUUUGGCCAUCGCUAAGUCAUCGGAAACUGAAAAAUACGACUUGUCAUCGGUGAGGAUGCUGAAGUCCGGUGCCGCUCCGUUGGGUCAAGAGCUUGAGGAUGCUGUAAAAGUCAAGUUUCCUGGUGCCAAAUUUGGACAGGGUUAUGGAAUGACAGAAGCUGGACCAGUUCUAGCAAUGUGUUUGGGAUUUGCCAAGGAACCCUUUGAAAUGAAAUCCGGAGCUUGUGGGACUGUUGUAAGGAACGCGGAGAUGAAAAUCGUCGACCCCGACACCGGUUUGUCCUUGCCGCGGAACCAGGCCGGCGAGAUUUGCAUUCGAGGAGAUCAGAUCAUGAAAGGAUACCUUAAUGACCCUGAGGCCACUGCUAGGACCAUUGACAAAGAUGGCUGGUUACAUACCGGAGACAUUGGUUACAUUGACGACGACGAUGAACUCUUCAUCGUUGAUCGACUGAAAGAAUUGAUCAAAUACAAAGGGUUUCAAGUUGCCCCUGCCGAGCUCGAAGCAAUGCUCAUUGCUCACCCUGAAAUCAUCGAUGCUGCUGUCGUCGCAAUGAAGGAUGAAGCAGCUGGGGAAGUACCUGUUGCAUUUGUGGUGAGAUCAGAUAAAUCUCAGAUCAGUGAAGAUGAAAUCAAGCAAUAUAUUUCGAAACAGGUGGUGUUCUAUAAGAGAAUAAGCCGUGUGUUCUUCAUUGAAGCCAUUCCAAAGGCACCAUCAGGGAAGAUCUUGAGAAAAGAAUUGAGAGCUAAACUGGCUACUGGAAACUAUUGAUUAUUAUAUUUGUUUUCUGAAAUCUUCCCCAACUUUUCCAUGAAAAAACUGUUUGAAAUAAUAUACAAAGAGUGUAUCGGUUAAAAAUAGGAACUGUUUAUAUAUGUUCCUUAAAAUCUGGAUAUAUAUAUAUACACAAAGUGAGUUUGGGAAGAUUGUAAAUUUAUGAGAUGAAAAGAUUCAAUUUGCUGAAA
Messenger RNA from Gossypium raimondii (Peruvian cotton), 1927 nucleotides. RefSeq names its product 4-coumarate:CoA ligase 1. Gene Ontology annotation, molecular function: 4-coumarate-CoA ligase activity. NCBI's taxonomy places the organism in Eukaryota, Viridiplantae, Streptophyta, Magnoliopsida, Malvales, Malvaceae. The record is from RefSeq and is a predicted model, not a curated record. The transcript has 4 exons. The coding region runs from base 102 to 1733 and encodes 543 amino acids.